Alternaria ventricosa is the source of this 615-nucleotide messenger RNA. RefSeq lists its product as uncharacterized. The coding region runs from base 1 to 615 and encodes 204 amino acids. The record is from RefSeq and is a predicted model, not a curated record. The transcript has a single exon. Lineage: Eukaryota; Fungi; Ascomycota; Dothideomycetes; Pleosporales; Pleosporaceae.
AUGCGUUCCCUCCUUCCCCUCGUCGUCCUUCCACUCCUAGCCCUCGCGGCCCCACCAACUUCUCCAACAAUAACGCGGCUCGUUUUCUCGGGCUCAGGAUGUCCUAAUGACUCUGGUUCCGUGAAGUCUGACACCGCAACCAUCGGUGACAGCGCCGGCGUCUCCUUCACGCAACUCAAAGGCGACACAACAGAUAACUGUGCUGUACACAUUCAGUCAGCUGGAGCGAGCGAAGGCUGGCAAGUUGCGGUUCGACAAGUGGACUACGUGGGCGAUGUGAAUUUGAAGGGAAACAGCGGACUGGAUACAUAUACCCAGGUCUUCUGGAGUGAAAAUGCUGGAAAUACUGUGAAUAGUCAUCAUAUCAAGGCUGAAUGGAGAAACGCUGACGAUAUACAGGGCGUGCUCACAGGUGGUCUCGCAUGUGCUGGCCCAGAGAUCAAAGACUACAUUACUGUGCGGAGCAGCACCGCGGAUCUGAAGUGGUCAAAGUGUACUGGCGCAGAUGGCAAUCCUGGUAUCUUGAACGUCAACUUUAGGCCAGUCGUUCAGGGGGACUUUGGUACAUAUGACUUCAAACAUGCUGCGUGGAAGUUGGAAUGGCGGAGAUGCUAG